Messenger RNA from Linum trigynum, 2876 nucleotides. Lineage: Eukaryota; Viridiplantae; Streptophyta; Magnoliopsida; Malpighiales; Linaceae. The record is from the annotation of a GenBank genome assembly.
AUCGAAAAAGUCAGUGGUGAGAUAUUUUAUAUUGAAAUCAUGAUUCAACCGUUUCAUACCACAUAUCGGUUUCGCUUCCAUAAGAAAGUUUUUUCUAGUCCAACGGUACGAAUUUUUUAAUCCUUCAUAAAUUCAACUAACAUGUUAACCAUUACGCUACAGUAGGAUUGGGGGAGUGGAACGAACUUUCUAUGAUAUGAUUUUCUGGUUGAUUUGUUAUGAAACUAGGAUUAUGGGAUUGGGUGGUGUGAUUUUGGACAAAACUUUCUGUAAUAUGGGUUUCUAGUUGAUUGGCUGUAAAAUUAGGGUUUUUGGAUUGGGAUUCUCAAAUUGGAGUCCUGGAAUUGGCGAGAACGAAGAUGGAUCGCAUCAGAGGAUGAAAACAAAACGAAGAAGAAGAAGAAGAUACGAAUAAGAGGGAAAACUUGUAUUUUUGUUCCAAUCAAACCAAACAUGUAAAAUGUAUAGUUAUCUUUUUUUGCUAAAAAAAAAAUGUAUAGUUAUCUAAAGUUAGAGAUUUGGAUCUCCCGGCCAAAUGACCCCAUAGUUAGAAUCGGAGUCUCUUAAAGCUAAGUCAAAGGAGUUGCGAGAGCCGUUAACCUCACCGAUUUUGCAUAGAGUCAGUCUCUUCAAUUUAAAUGUUUUAGUUAAACUUUUAAAUACCCCAUAAUUGUGAUGUUGAAUAGGGAGAAUAAUGAGGAAUCAAUGUGUUAAUAAGACGUUUUCGGUCAUGUCCCCAUUCAAAACCCAGCAAUGAUAGCUGCUGCAAUAAACAAACCACGUCUAUUCCUCUACCUAGCUAGCAUCUUCUUCAUCAUCCUCCAUCUCCUAGCUUUACUGUAACCUCUAAAUUCCUUUUCACCUGUGAUUCUCGAGCUGACAGCACUCAAAAGUAAAAAAAUGGCUAAUGACAGCAAGAAGCCAGAGCAGUUACAGCCACACCCAGUGAAGGAACAACUACCUGGAGUCCAGUACUGCAUCAACAGCCCUCCUCCAUGGCCUGAAGCAAUCGUGCUUGCAUUCCAGCACUAUCUUCUCACCGUGGGCAUCACUGUCCUGAUACCCACCAUGAUUGUCCCUCAAAUGGGCGGCGGAAAUUUUGAGAAGGUGAGAGUGAUACAGACAUUGCUUUUCAUAUCAGGAGUGACAACUCUCUUGGAGACACUAUUCGGUACCCGGCUUCCAUCCAUUGCAUCUGCUUCCUUUGCCUAUGUCAUACCAAUCACCUCCAUCGUCACUGCCGAUCGAUUCCAGUCCAUUUCAACCCCUCAUGAGAGGUUUCUGCAUACAAUGAGAGCAAUCCAGGGUUCUCUCAUCAUCACUGGCUGCUUCCAAGUAGUCAUGGGGUUCUUGGGUAUUUGGAGAAACACUACCAGAUUUCUUAGCCCACUUUCAAUUGCUCCAUGUGUAACUUUUGCUGGGCUUGGACUCUAUUAUCUUGGUUUCCCUGUUUUGGCAAGAUGUGUGGAGAUUGGGCUUCCACAAGUCAUCAUAAUGGUGUUCAUCACUCAGUAUCUUCCACACUAUGUGAAGUUUAAGAGGCCACUUUGUGUUCGAUUCGGGCUGCUAAUCUUGGUCCCUAUAGUAUGGCUGUUUGCUAAGCUCUUGACAUCAAGUGGAGUCUAUGACCACAAAUCUGUUGUCACCCAGUUGAGUUGUCGCACUGAUCGAUCUGGACUUGUCUCUGCAGCUCCUUGGGUCUUCAUUCCUUCACCAUUUCAAUGGGGAAGCCCUACAUUUAAGGCCGGAGAAGCUUUUGCAAUGAUGGCUGCUUCCUUUGUUUCUCUGUUUGAGUCAACUGGUACAUUUUAUGCAACAGCUAGAUAUGGUAGUGCCACACCGGUCCCUCCUUCAGUUGUCAGCCGUGGCACUGGAUGGCUGGGAUUUGGAGUCCUACUGAAUGGAGUAUUUGGCAAUGUGACUGGCUUUACAGCAUCAGUGGAAAAUGCAGGGUUGUUGGCUCUUACUAAAGUUGGGAGCAGAAGGGUAAUCCAGAUAUCAGCAGGAUUCAUGAUUUUCUUCUCUGUAUUUGGCAAAUUUGGAGCCUUUUUUGCAUCAAUACCAAUGCCAAUCAUGGCAGGCACAUACUGCAUCCUCUUCUGCUAUGUCUCAUCAGCAGGGCUUGGCUUCCUCCAAUUCUGCAACCUCAACAGUUUCAGAACAAAAUUUAUCCUGGGCUUCUCCUUCUUCAUGGGCAUCUCCAUUCCACAAUACUUCAGAGAGUACUUUCAACUCACUUCUCAUCCUCACUCUGGUUCCAGAUGGUUCCAUGAUAUAGUGGUGAUCAUCUUCAUCUCUCACACAACAGUAGCUGCCUUGAUCGCCUUGUUCUUGGACUGCACUCUCAGCGGCGAGACCACCGACGAGGAGACGAGGAAAGACAGUGGGAUGAAAUGGUGGGACAAGUUCAUUCAGUGCAGCUCAGAUAUAAGGAGUGACGAGUUCUAUUCCUUGCCCUGCUGCCUUAACAAGUUCUUCCCAGCUCAUUAGAAGAAUUGAACUAGCUAAACAGACUCACAGACAUUGAUUUGUUCUUUCCUCGUUAAAAAUUUACAUUAUUUUGUAUCCCACACAAAAUUUCUUAUGAUAUUGAGUUUAGAUAAAGAACGUAAAUUUGUUUGAACCCAAGCUUUAUAUUUCUCACUUAAAACAUGGAGGGGACAAUGUUGAACGAGGAGAUAUAAAACAUAGUUUAAAAUUAAUUUUUUUCUUUUUAGUCAAACUAAAUAUGAAAAUCGAUAACUUGUGGAAAUAUUAAUAUUUUAAAUUAAAAUAUGUCAAUCGGGUAGAUAUAUGAACGUUAGUUAAUAAUCUUGACCAUCCAGCAUAACAAUCAGCUACUGAUUUGACAAAUUAAGUAAAAUUUAGAGUUAUUU